This is a messenger RNA of Pristis pectinata (smalltooth sawfish), 2691 nucleotides long. RefSeq names its product matrilin 4 (gene matn4). NCBI's taxonomy places the organism in Eukaryota, Metazoa, Chordata, Chondrichthyes, Rhinopristiformes, Pristidae. Gene Ontology annotation, molecular function: calcium ion binding. Bases 195 to 2399 code for a protein of 734 amino acids. The record is from RefSeq and is a predicted model, not a curated record. The transcript is spliced from 12 exons.
UUAUUUGAAUAGUUCGCCGGCGGGGGUGCGGAGAAAGGAUUUUUUUUGCCUCUGUUCAUUGAUCCUCCUGAGCGUUCGCUUUCACACCUUGCAUCUCACUGGAUUUCUGCAGAGUGCCGGGUCCAUUGCACUGAGGAAGAUAGGAAGCAGGUGUGCGUCUGUCUCUCUGUCAAUCCCACUCCUUGCUCUGAAAGAUGAAGCUUCUCCUGGCAGCCGCCUUAUUCCUAAUAAUGGAAGUUCUGCUCAUGGACGGGGUUCAGUCGGCCAGGACAAAACAGCUGAAGAUAAGGGACAAAAUGCUUGCAGAUAGAAGGUGCACAACCGGCCCCAUUGAUCUGCUGUUUAUCAUUGACAGCUCCAGGAGUGUCCGACCCUUUGAGUUUGAGUUGAUGAGGAAUUUUGUGAUUGACAUGAUCAACUUCUUGACGGUGGGACCUGACGCCAGCAGGGUGGCACUGAUCCAAUACUCCAGCCAAAUUCAGAACGUUUUCUCCUUCAAGACCUUCCAGAAGAAAGCUGACAUGAUCAAAAGCAUCAAAGAGGUGAUCCCGCUGGCCCAAGGCACGAUGACUGGAUUGGCCAUCCAGUACGCCAUGAAUGUCGCUUUCACAGAGCAGGAAGGUGCUCGGCCCCUGGCAAUGAAGAUCCCAAGAGUUGCCAUCAUUGUAACGGAUGGGAGACCCCAGGACAGGGUCACUGAGGUGGCAGCCCGGGCCCGCGAGGCUGGUAUUGAGAUCUACGCUGUCGGAGUGCAGAGGGCAGAGAUGAGUUCCCUCAGAGCCAUGGCCUCCUUGCCUCUUGAGGAACAUGUCUUCUUGGUCGAGACCUUUGACCUGAUCGAACAGUUUGCCAAGACAUUCCAGGACAAAUUGUGUGCUCAGGACCUGUGUGCUGAUGGGAGACACGGCUGUCAACACAUCUGUGUCUCCAGCCCUGGAUCCUUCUACUGUGCCUGCCGUGAGGGUUACGUGUUGAAUGAAGACAAGAAGACUUGUACAGCCAUCGACCUAUGCUCCCACGGAGACCACGAUUGUGAGCAGAUUUGUAUCAGUUCCCCAGGAUCCUACAGAUGCAGUUGUCGUGAAGGAUUCAGACUGAACCAGGACAAGAGGACUUGCAGUGCCAUUAAUCUCUGUGACCUGGGGGACCACGGCUGUGAGCACAUCUGCGUCAGCACCCCUGGCUCGUUCUACUGCCGCUGUCGAUCUGGCUACACCCUCAACCGGGACGAGAAGACCUGCUCUCCGCUCAACCUCUGUGACCUGGGAGACCACGGCUGUGAGCAUGUCUGUGUCAGCACCCCUGGCUCGUUCUACUGCCGCUGUCGACCUGGGUACACCCUCAACCAGGACAAAAAGACCUGCAGCAUGGUGAAUUACUGUUCGUUUGGAAACCACAGCUGCCAGCAUGAAUGUGUGAAUGUCCUCAAUGGAUACUACUGCACAUGUCGGGAUGGGUUUGAACUGCAGAGUGAUGGCAAAACCUGUAAGGCUGUUAACAUGUGCAACACCGUGGAACAUGGCUGUGAAUUUGAGUGCGUCAGCACACCUGGAUCGUACUUCUGCAUCUGUCCCCCAGGGAGACAACUCAACGAGGAUGGGAAGACCUGCAACAAAUGCAGCCGUGCCAACAUCGACCUGGUCUUUGUCAUUGACGGAUCCAAGAGUGUCCGGCCUGAGAACUUUGAGCUGGUGAAGAAGUUUGUCAACAACAUUGUGGAUGCGCUGGACGUCUCUGUCCAGGGCACCCGGGUGGGUUUGGUGCAGUACUCCAGCAAUGUCCGGACAGAGUUCCCCCUGGGCAAGCACACCACCACCGCAGCGCUGAAGGCAGCGGUGAACGGGGUGCAGUACAUGGAGAAAGGAACCAUGACCGGUCUGGCUCUCAAACACAUGGUGGAGAACAGCUUCACGGCCGCAGGAGGAGCCAGGCCAGAGGCAGCAAACUACCCGAGGGUGGGUGUCGUGUUCACCGACGGGCGCUCCCAGGACAGCAUCUCAGAGUGGUCCAAGAAAGCCAAAGACGCAGGCAUCACCAUGUACGCGGUUGGCAUUGGGAAAGCAGUGGAAGAUGAACUGCGGGAAAUUGCCUCAGACCCAGUGGAUCAACAUUUCUUCUACGCAUCAGACUUCAGCGCCAUCGAUCAAAUCGCUGAAAACCUGAAGCUCAACAUCUGUGAGGAGGAAGUUACUGGACAGGAAUCGAUUAAAGACCCAUGUGCGUGUGAAACUCUUGUAGCAUUCCAACAGGACACACUCUCGGCAUUAGAAGGAUUCUCUCAAAGACAUAUCCUUCACUAUUGCAGGCACACAGGGGAGAACAUCAGACCAACCAGGGGUUUACAGAUAAUCAGUACAGUGAAUGUAGACAAGAAAUUGAGCAAUAAGUUACCCAGAUAAUAAAAUGUGGGGCUUUUUGUGUCUCAUUAAGAUCCCUUGAUACCAGACACAAGCAAGACUGAAAUUGUAGGUAAGAUAUAAACUAAAAGAAAUUCUGAUCGACCAUUGACACAUAUGGGUUUUAAACAGCUGUAGAUUGGAAGCAGAGGCGUGGAUCCCAUAAGAUGGACUCCCAGUGUAUGACAGAAUUAAACCACGAGACAGACCUGUGUUUCAGCAUAACCAGGGUACAAGAGGGAGGAAGUCUGUACAGGCUGAUGAAGAUUCAGAUGAACAAAAAGCAGGAAACUGC